AUGGAGCUAAACGUCUUCGUUCUUCUACUCGCUGUAUCGUAUUACGUGGUAGCCCGAGUUGUGGACUGCCGGACUCUGCCAGGUGAUGUUGGUUGGCCAUCACGAGAGGAUUGGAUGAAUCUCAACGCUUCAGUCCAUGGACGCCUAUUCUCUAUCGUGCCACUGGCAACAGUAUGUCAUGGUGCCAACUUUGACCCGGAACAAUGCAAGGCUUUGAGGGAGAACUGGUCCAGCUACCUGACACAUGCAGAAACAGCAGGGUCAGUUAUCCCACCAUAUUACCAGAAUCAGACCUGCAAUCCCUUUACGACUCGGUCCUCAAGAUGCGAGAUGGGAAACCAUGUCUCAUACGCUAUCAGAGCCGGUUCAGCAAAGGACAUCGCCUCCGGUAUAAAGUUUGCAAGAGACAGAAACGUUCGCCUCGUCAUCAGAAACACUGGUCAUGAUUUCUUAGGCAAAUCCAUCGGCCGAGGCGGUUUGGCUAUCUGGACCCGAGAUCUCAACAAGGCCGAGUUUAUACCUUCCUACAGAAGUGCGCUUUAUGAGGGGCCAGCCAUGAAACUAGGGGCUGGCAUCCGAGCUUUUGAAGCUGUGGAAGCUGCCCACUCCAACAAGGUACGGCUCAUUACUGGCUACUGCUCUACCGUGGGCAUAGUCGGUGGCUUCCUCCAAGGUGGCGGCUCCGGCCCGUUGUCGUCUGUUUACGGCCUGGCAGCUGAUCAAGUUCUGGAAUACGAAGUUGUCACUGCGUCAGGCGAGGUUGUCACUGCGUCCCCAUUCGAACACAAAGAGCUUUACUGGGCUCUCAGCGGCGGCGGUGGAGGCACGUUCGGCAUUGUCGUAUCUGCUACGGUCCGCGUAUUUGAAGACGGGAGAAUGGGAGGUGCCAAACUUCGGUUUUCCCGAAACAAUGUGGAAAGCGAUACUGUCUAUGACCUGCUCGGCUCUUUGUUGGAUUUAAGCCCGAUGCUCGCCGAGGCAGGUUUACAAUUUGCAUUCCAAAUCACUCCGGCCGCAUUUGAGAUCACACCCAUUUCGGCUCCUGGACUUUCUUCCGAUGCCCUAUCCAAACUCUUGGAACCGUUCGUAUCACGGCUUGAUCAGGAAGGAAUCGACUAUUCCUACCAGGUCUCUACACUACCCGACUACAAGUCAUUCUACGAGAUUUACUUAGGACCUACGCCCGAGGGCCCCUAUCGUGCAAAUGUCCAGGUCGGAUCCCGAUUCGUGCCACGAACAUCGCUCGAAACUCACCGGACCAAGAUAAUUGAGGCUACACGAAACAUCACAGAGAAUACACCCGUCUAUAUUGUUUUUCACGUCGCUAACGUGACUCAGACAUCAGUAAAGAAGCCAGUGUCUGACAACGCUGUCCUGCCUCAGUGGCGUCAGACCAUCAUCCAUGCCAUGGCUGUAUUGGCCUGGGAUUUUGAGAUAGCUCAGACUGAGAUGCUAUCAAAGCAGGCUGAGCUCACCGAAAGCGUUAUCCCACAGUUGAGAGCGGCUUUACCCCCCGACUCUGGGACGUAUCUCAAUGAAGCUGAAGUGGGGAUCUCGACAUGGAAAGAGGAUUUCUUCGGCGACAAUUAUGAGAAAUUACGACAGGUCAAGUAUAAAUAUGACCCAGAAGAUCUAUUCUAUGCAAGUACUGCCGUCGGUAGCGAUGCCUGGUGGGUGGCAUCGGAUGGUCGCCUCUGUCGAGCUAACCCUUCGAACGUAUUGAGGUUUCGAGAGUUAUAG
Clonostachys byssicola is the source of this 1740-nucleotide messenger RNA. The record is from the annotation of a GenBank genome assembly. NCBI's taxonomy places the organism in Eukaryota, Fungi, Ascomycota, Sordariomycetes, Hypocreales, Bionectriaceae.